AAUGUUGCAGUCAUGAUGCCUUGUGGUUUGAGUCCCUUGAUCAUGUGCCCCGAGGGAAAUAAGUUGGUGGGGGCUGUGGAUGACGGAGACGCUGAGGCUUCAGCAGGUGCAUCUUCUGUUCCCCUCACACUCUGGGCUCCUCGGGGAGGAGGGGCUGGAGCCCUGGCCCACCAUUAGCACAAUGAUCCUCAGGCUCCUUCUGGCUCUCAACUUCUUCCCCUCGAUUCAAGUAGCAGAAAACAAGAUUUUGGUGAAGCAGUUGCCCAUGCUUGUGGUGUACAACAAUGAGGUCAACCUGAGCUGCAAGUAUACCCACAACCUCUUCUCAAAGGAGUUCCGGGCAUCCCUUUAUAAGGGAGUAGACAGUGCUGUGGAAGUCUGUGUUGUGAAUGGAAAUUACUCCCAUCAGCCUCAGUUCUACUCAAGCACAGGAUUCGACUGUGAUGGGAAAUUGGGCAAUGAAACAGUGACAUUCUACCUUCGGAAGUUGUUUGUUAACCAAACAGAUAUUUACUUCUGCAAAAUCGAGGUCAUGUAUCCACCUCCUUACAUAGACAAUGAGAAGAGCAAUGGGACCAUUAUCCAUGUGAAAGAGAGACAUCUUUGUCCAGCGCAGCUGUCUCCUCAAUCUUCUAAGCCAUUUUGGGCACUGGUGGUGGUGUGUGGAGUCCUAGUUUUCUAUAGCUUGCUAGUAACAGUGGCUCUUUGUGCUUGCUGGAUGAAGAGUAGGAGGAGCAGGAUCCUUCAGAGUGACUACAUGAACAUGACCCCCCGGAGACCGGGGCCCACCCGAAGGCACUACCAACCCUAUGCACCAGCGCGUGACUUUGCAGCAUACCGUUCCUGACAUGGACGCCUAUCCAGAUGCAAGCCGGCUGGCAGCUCUUCACCCACUCAACACAACUGCUCUGGAUAGGAAAAACCUGCCUCGUCUUCAGCCGGCCACGGGCUCCUUCUACAGGCUCUUCUUAAGCCAGUGAUGCCAAUUUUUCUUGAAUGACUAGACCAAAUAACAUUAUUUUGAGACUCCGAAAUGAAGUUAAAGAAUAUUAUUGUGGCAGGCUCUAUCUUGUAGUGCCAUGACCCAAAUGCCAACUUAACACAUAUUUAUUGACUUAAGAGGUUAUAGUAGAAAACAAACAAACAAAUCCAUGGAUUCUGUCAACCUUGAAAUCUGCUUUCCAUUUCACUCCUUUCUCCUUCACCUGAACAUUGUGGUCAAGUGAAAUGCAAUAUGGAAGGACAUUUUAGAUGGAGAAGAAAGGAUAGAAAAACAUUCUUUUUGGUUAAAUGGGGGUUUAUAGUGGGGAUAGUUUAGAGUGGGGGAGAGGGGACGGAGACUUACACAUUUCAAAAACCAUUAAAACACUCUCUCUCAUUCCUGAAA
Messenger RNA from Mustela erminea (ermine), 1387 nucleotides. It is a transcript of the gene CD28, whose product is annotated as CD28 molecule. The transcript is spliced from 4 exons. Gene Ontology annotation, cellular component: membrane; external side of plasma membrane. NCBI's taxonomy places the organism in Eukaryota, Metazoa, Chordata, Mammalia, Carnivora, Mustelidae. The record is from RefSeq and is a predicted model, not a curated record. Bases 80 to 847 code for a protein of 255 amino acids. Gene Ontology annotation, biological process: T cell activation; immune response; T cell costimulation.